Molecule: messenger RNA, 909 nt
Organism: Pogonomyrmex barbatus (red harvester ant)
Lineage: Eukaryota; Metazoa; Arthropoda; Insecta; Hymenoptera; Formicidae
Product: coenzyme Q-binding protein COQ10 homolog B, mitochondrial
Biological process (GO): cellular respiration
Cellular component (GO): mitochondrion
Molecular function (GO): ubiquinone binding
Source: RefSeq, a predicted model, not a curated record
CAUCGAUUUUUCGCUAAAAUGGCUGUAUUUGAAGAGAGAAAAAGAGAAGGAAUAAAAAAGAUUCAGCUGCAAACCUGUUAUGAAAAUAUGAAUAUUUUGAACAUGUAUUAUAAAGUAUUUUAAGUGUAUUAAUUCACGUUGACUACAAAAAAAAUUAUGAUUACAUUUAUCAUCGAGUAUCGUCGAAGGAGAAAUGUAGUAUGACGUUGGUUUAAUUUUAAGAUUGGAAUUCACAUGCCAAAGAUAAAGGUGAAUUGCCAAACAGAUAUUGUAAAACUUGGCACUUUUUAUUCGAAAUGCACAGUCAUGCCCUCUUUUUGGCAAAAUCGGCAUUGCCAUGGAAAUAUGAUUCUUUCAAGUGGACUUCAUGGCGCAUGUUUAAAACACGAGCAAGCCAUAAAACCAAAGAAUUUGAAGGUCGCAAAUUAGUAGGAUUUUCAAUGGAGAAAAUGUACCAUGUGGUUGCCGAUGUGGAAAACUACAAAUAUUUUCUACCUUUUUGUAAAAAAUCUGAAAUUACUUUGAAAACCAAAGACUUUCUAAAAGCCAAUUUAGUAAUUGGGUUUCCACCUAUAAAUGAAAGUUAUACUUCAAAAGUGACUAUGGUAUAUCCAAGAAUAGUUAAAGCCGAAUGUAAGGAUGGCAGAUUGUUUGAUCAUUUGGAUACCCUGUGGCUGUUUAGCCCUGGAUUGAAAAAUAAUCCUGAAACAUGUGUGAUUGACUUCUCCUUAUCCUUUGAGUUUAAAUCUGUCAUUUAUUCUCAAUUGUCAAAUUUAUUUUUCAACGAGAUUGUACGACAAAUGGAGAACGCCUUCCUCGAAGAAGCCAAAAGAAGGUAUGGUCAGCCAUGUUUAAGGACAGUACAACUCCAAAGAUGAUAUUUAUGAAUGAAAAUUAUUGCAUAUAGAU